AUGUCGACCACUUCAAUUAAGCGAUUGAUAUUGUACUUAUUAGGAGAUUCAUUAACUGAAGGAUAUACCCGAUCCGGUACUGUUUUCCAUCCCUACCAGAUUCAAUUAGAAAAAAGACUCAAAAAUGUAUAUCCAAAUUUCGAGAUUACGCAAGAGGGAAUCUCGGGAGAUAGAGCAGCCGGCAGAUUUAUGGAACGCAGGUUGAAAACGUAUUUGAACAAAAAAUCUAGUGAGGGUGAAAUAGUGGACUGGGUUAUCAUAAUGGGAGGCACAAAUGAUAUAUUCCAAGUGUCGAGUGAUACAACAUUUGAAGGAUUGAAAAACCUAUAUAAUAUUUGUGAACAACAUAAUUCCAAAGUUUUGGCCUUGUCUAUUCUUGAAUUCAAUAAAGAAUGGGCUGGGUAUAAAUACGAUAAAAGAAGAGUCGAUGUUAAUGAACUUAUCAGGCAAAAUAUGUUCUUUUACGAUAUAGCAAGAGAUAUACCAUUCGACUCAAAUUCGUAUUGGGAACCUGAUGGUAUCCAUCUGACGGCUGAAGGAUAUGAUCGUAUGGGCGAUUUGAUCUUUGAAGAAUUACAUAAGAAAAUCAAUCACCAAGAUUAA
This is a messenger RNA of Acaulospora morrowiae, 603 nucleotides long. The record is from the annotation of a GenBank genome assembly. Lineage: Eukaryota; Fungi; Glomeromycota; Glomeromycetes; Diversisporales; Acaulosporaceae.